Drosophila miranda is the source of this 1026-nucleotide messenger RNA. RefSeq lists its product as uncharacterized. Lineage: Eukaryota; Metazoa; Arthropoda; Insecta; Diptera; Drosophilidae. The record is from RefSeq and is a predicted model, not a curated record. The coding region runs from base 189 to 992 and encodes 267 amino acids. The transcript has 4 exons. Gene Ontology annotation, cellular component: nucleus.
UAACACUGAUAAGGUAAAUAAAUAUUUCGUAAAUAAAUAAAUUAAUAGAUCGCUAGAUUUAUCUAAAUCUGGAGAGAUUCAACUCCCUGCUACUGCUGAAGUGAACGCCGGAUUGUCCUCUCCACAGAUUUGUGACAACGAAUCCAGCGGCCAAACUGACCAAUCAGUCAAACAAAAAACCACGGAACAUGGGCAAACACAGAACUGCGCAGCAAGAUGCCAUAUUCAUCGCAUUUAUGGAGAGACACCCAAUGAUAGCCAAAAACUACCUCAAGGAUGAUAAGCUGGCAGCUGAAGCCGCCUGGAAGCGGCUUUCAAAGGAGUUAAAUAGCGUGGGUCCGCCUGUCAAAGAAGUUUGUGAGUGGAAAAGAGUAUGGAAAGACUGGAAAAGCUGCAUUCGUAAAAAGAUUAACAAUAACAGGCUGGAAGAUUCAAAUGCCUGCGGCAAAGGCUCGCUGUAUCAGGAUACACUCACUGCUCUAGAGGAUGCAGUGGCCGUGAUCUGUGACUUGUAUGAUAAGCCCGACAGAGUAGUCGAAUCUCGUCCAAAGGCACGUCCUGAAAUUUCCAACCGUUUGCAACUGCAGGACAUCAAGACCGACCACGACGAGGUCACAGCCACAGAUGACAAUGAUGAGAAAGAAGAUGACUGCUUCAGCCGGAUCAAUGACAGACAUAUCGGCGUGAAAUUGGAGCGCACUAGCACUUCGCAAACUCCAUCUGCCAAAAAGCGCAAGCUGGUGCAAAAUGAUGUAAAUGAAUUAGAAAUUGAACACGAGAGCACGGUGCCGAUGCUAAUGGACAUUGCAAAGGAGCUGCAGGACAUGAAUAGACAAACUCGCUUGAACGCCCAGCGCACAGAAGCCAAUACGGACGCGCUUUUGGCUCUAGGCACACAGAUCUCAGACCUAAUGCAGCAACAGCUCAAGGAGCGCAAGCGUCUUAAUGCUGUAAUGGAGAAAUUUGUUCACAAAAUGGAAACAACCGACUAACUAGUUCCACUAUUUAUACCCGAUACUCAAAAUG